AUGCCUCCUAAAGGGCAGGCUUUAAGCAAAAAAGCUGAACAGAAAAAGAAGGAAAAGAUUAUUGAAGAUAAAACAUUCGGUCUGAAAAAUAAAAAAGGAGCCAAGACACAAAAGUAUGUGCAACAGAUAACUAACCAGGUCCGUCACGGAAAUGUUAGCCAAGCGAAGCUUGAGGCGGAUAAGGCUGCAGCAAAAAAGAAGCAUGAAAAUAAUGAUUUGAAGGACCUAAAUAAGCUUUUGAAGCCAGUUACUGAAAUGCAGAAAGUGAGUAAAGAUGUGGAUCCAAAAUCUGUUCUCUGUCAAUUUUUUAAGCAGGGAAUGUGCCAAAAGGGUAAUAAAUGUAAGUUUAGUCAUGAUUUGGCAGUAGAGCAGAAGACGGCGAAGAAAAACCUCUACGUAGACAGCAGAGAUUUGGCGAAAGAAGAAGACACGAUGGAAAAUUGGGAUGAGACCAAACUUAGCGAAGUUGCGGAAAGGAAACAUGGAGAAAAGGAUCGGAAGCGGCCAAACCAAACUGAUAUUGUUUGUAAAUAUUUUAUCGAUGCUGUAGAAAAUAGCAAAUACGGUUGGUUUUGGGAGUGCCCGAACGGUGAUGGUUGCAUUUAUCGACAUGCCUUACCUGUCGGCUACAUUUUGAAGAAGGACAGGAAAAACCUUGAAGAACAGAAACGGCUUAAUGAAAUAAGUUUGGAGGAGCUUAUUGAGAAGGAGCGUGCAGCUCUAAACGCAAAAAGUUUGACCAAGAUUACGUUAGAAACUUUUGUUGCAUGGAAGAAAAAGAAGUUGCGUGAAAGAAAACUAAAGAGUUUGGAUGCUGAAAAGGAAAAAAAGAAGAGCUUUAAACUGGGGAAGUCGGUUGGAUUGAGUGGUCGCGAUCUUUUUACUUUUGACCCUAAUUUAGUUGCCCAGGACGAAGAUGAUAUUGAAGGUGGUGUUGCUUACGAAGUUGACCAUACGGAAGAUCGAGAAGAUGAUGUAAAGCUUUUAAACGAUGAUGAUGAGGAUGACGCAGAAGUUGCCAAUAUUGAGUUUAAUGAAGCGUUAUUUGAUGUUGAUGAUGUCCCGGAGCUAGAGAGUUUGGACGACGAAUUGAAGGUUUCAGAAGACCUUAAUCAGCUUAAGCUCUUUGAAUUUUGUGGUUAUUGA
Enterobius vermicularis (human pinworm) is the source of this 1146-nucleotide messenger RNA. NCBI's taxonomy places the organism in Eukaryota, Metazoa, Nematoda, Chromadorea, Rhabditida, Oxyuridae. The record is from the annotation of a GenBank genome assembly.